AUGAACAUUGGUACUGAUAAGAAAGAGAAGUUUAUAGAUGGGUUCCUCUCUGCGAAAAGUAGAAAGUUGGUAAGCCUUGCCUUUGCAGCAGCGAUAGGUAUAACAUUUUUGGUGUUAGGAUGUGCUCUUCCUCAGUUCAACAACUGGUGGCCUUUGUUUGUGCUGUUUUUCUAUAUCCUGGCUCCUCUGCCAAUUACCCUCUCCAAGCGCUGUAUGAACUCGUUUGACUCCACCAGUAGUGCCUGCUUAGAAAUUGCCAUCUUCCUUACUACAGGGGUGGUUGUGUCAUCAAUGGGUUUACCAAUAGUACUGGCUCAUGUCAGUGUGAUCCAAUGGGGAGCAUGUGGGUUGGUACUGGCAGCUAACACAGUAGUAUUUUUGACAAUUCUUGGCUACUUCUAUGUAUUCGACAAUGACGACCUAGACUAUUCAAUGUGGUAAAUAACUCAGUGUAUGAUGAAAACCUCACAGGAUGAAAUUGUCAACAUUCAGCACACAGCUGGACAUUGUUAAGUUUUUUCCAAGCCGUUUUCUCUACAAAUCAUUACAGACAUGUGGUCCUGAGGAUUGUAUGGUCUCAUGUGGUCAGUGGAAUGUUGCCAGAGAAAAAAAUAAUCAAACGAGAAUCUCUCUGACAUCAGCAAUAUCAAUUAUGUAUUUCUAGUAUAAAAAGAGGCAAAAAGUUUUUAUAACUUUGAUAAAGUCAAGAUCAGUUGAUGUAGCAAACAGUGUUAUAAGUUGAGCAUUACUUUUACAUGUAGUUCUUUAAUAGUCAGUACUGUCAGCUCUUGUGAAAACAACUAUUUCUGUAAUGAUAUUUUGUGUUUUAUCAUUGUUUGAACUUUUGGAUUUAAGAUCGAUAUACUAUCUGUCCUAUGUUCUUACUGCAUAGUAAUAUACUUAAUGUGUUGUAUAUAAUACAUGUUUUGAUGAUAUGGUAUAGGUAUUAAUGGUAUGGUACUUAGACUACUGUACAGUGGUGAUAUCUAUUGUAUAGAAACUGAGUAAAUACAAUGGUUGCGCAGUAUUUAUAUUUACAGUUCUUGUAUACAGUUUACCUCCCCUUGAUUUGCUGUAUUGAUAGUACAUAUACUUACAUAUACUACAGGCAUUCAGCUGACCCUUGACACUGGGGAAUUUCAGAAGUCAAAUCAUAUACCAAAGGUAUCUGAAUGGUAAAAACAUGUGAAAUAGACAAAACUCCAAGUGUCAAAUCUCAUUUUUGGAAAUGAAAACAUACUUUCAAGGCUCUACUGAAUGCUCUUUAGUAUAUGUAAUAUUUUCCUUGACUGUGUAGUAUGUACUCUACUGCUCACAACGACUGUAUUUACAGGUACUUUCAUGUGCUAUAAUUUCUGUACAGUGUUUGUCAACAGUCUGACUUAUUUUAAGGUGAGGACUCCUUAUAGUAGCUGGUGGCAACAUCUUCUCCAAAAAUCCUGCGGAAGGCUUGUCACAUGUUAUACAAAAUAAAUAGAGAAACGUGUCUUGCCCAUGGACACAACUUUAACAGCACAGGAUGAUCCAUGAUCUCAGCUUCUGAGUAAACCGUCCUGAACAUGUGAUAAGGAUUGAACAGCUCACCUGAGUAAUGCAUUUGUACGGUGUUAAUGUUUACCAUAUAAUACUUACAAUGUAUUAUUAAUUAUACCAUUAAUUAUGUUUACAUUUACUGUGUGUUUAAAGCCUAGUAUGUAUCUGUUAUGUGUAUUUAUGAUGCAGUAUCAAUAGUAGAGUAAGUAAUUAUAGUUCUGUUUUUCAGAUGUCUUAUUUUCGCUCUAUUAACAAUAUUGUAUGUGUACUGCACAUAUUUGUUACCUGUCUAAGGCUAGAGCGUUAAUAUUGUUUAAGCUGAACUCAGAUUUGUUUAAAAAAAAAAAAAAAAUCUUUGUAUUCAGAAAUACCUAAAGUGCAUAAAUGAUGAAUUUCUUUUCAGAUUACGUAGAUGUAUCAUCAGUUGAGUGUUGUUUUGCUGACAUGGACAGGAUAAGACCUGUAAAAUUGUUUAGAAUGCAAUGCUUGUGUCAGUGAUUUGUCAGUGUAGUCUAUAGAAGUAUCUAAUGACAUUGUUCAUACUGUUCUGUGGGUAUAUAGUUUUAGCAGGAUUAUAUUAUCGUACAUGUGUUACCAUUAUGACAUGAAGCAGUCAUAAUCUACAUACUGAUAUAUUUUGGUUAUGUAUUUUGGCACAUAUUACAGAAAUGUCUUAGUGCUUUGAUAUUUACCUAUAUUACAUUUGUGUAGUAUGAUGUAGCACAUACCUGACACUAAGUAACAACACUAGUAUGAUUGUACUGAACUCUCAAUUUUUUGUGAAUAUUGGUAUUCAGGUAGUGCUACCACAUCACUAUUUUAUCACAGUGACCUAGAAAACAUCUUAUCAUUGUCUGUUAUUGUGACAAAACACAGUGACGUGACUAAGGUGUUAAAAGUUUUCAAAACCUUUUUCUGAUUUUUUCUGUCUUUUGAGCAUGAACAGCAAAACAUAAUUCUGUGGAAUAGACUUGUAUAAGGUUUUAUAAAGAAGAAUUAUGAAGAGAUGUUCAGAUGAUUAGAAAAAUAGUAUGAAUGUCACCUAAAGAAAAUUUCAAAUACCGGUAGCAUAAGAAAUGCUGAAAUGCCAACUGUAAGUUGAAAGGAAAUGAUGUGUUAAAUUCAGCAGUUUUAAAAUCAAAAUAUUUUGUACAUAUUAUAUAGUCUGUAAGUUUGUGUCUUUGUACAUCAUGUGAAAAUGUCCUUAAAUGUCAAAGAACAAAAGUUUUUUAUAAAUUUAUAUUUAUACUUACAUACUGUAUAAUAGAAUAUAACUGUACAUAGUGUCAAUUCUGCCAUCUUCGUAUAUGAGACACAAAUUAAUACCAGUGACAAAUAUACCAUCCGUUGCUUUUUAAAGUACAGUUUACCACAUACUCGAUUCUCUAGGGAGUUAUGAUCAUUUUCUCUUUCUACAACAAUGAACAUUUCCUGGCAAAAUUGAAGACACAAGUGGAGCAAUUUAACUGUUCAAGAACAGGUUUCAGGAAGAAUUGGAUGGGGGGGGGGGAACAGACUGGUGUACUUCUUUGAAGAUUACAAAGAAGAAACACCCAAACGGCAGUACAACAUACUGUUAGAUGACCUCAAGAUUUGUUCAAUGUACAUCAAAGGAUCUUCUUGUCUUAUCUAUGAGGUGUUGCCUGUGGAAUGUUAAAUUUUGCCAUGAAAUAUUGCAGGGAUGCAGAAAACAAUUGUGAUUGUAACCCCUGGAGAAACAAGGAUGAGUUUACAAUGGAAAUCUUUUUAUGGUUAGCAGAAUACUGAUAACUUUUUUUCCAAAAAAAAGGCUUUGCAGUACUUCAGUAACAUAUUUUAUUUGAAAUGUGAGUCAGUGUUGUUGGUUCCGUUCUGUUGCCAUCUAAAAUAUGGAGAAGAACUUUAUCUUGCAAUUUUUUUCAAUUAAUGGACAUUGUUAUUAAUACUAGUGAAAUCACAGCACAAUAUUGAUAGGAAAUCACCUCACAAUAUUAAUACAUUUUUAUGUAGAACAAGUUAUGCUAAAAUUAAUAAUGCAAUGUCUCACUAUCAAAAUAUGACUGAGUGUAUAAAGUGAUAUUGAGGCACAACUUCUGUAUCACAGAGAUAUUAAAAAUACAUGAAAUACAAGCAGGUUUUUUUUCUGAAGUGAUUUGAAAUCAUUUUGAUUAUUUCAUGAUGCAAUAUUUUGGGGAUCUAAAACAACAGUCAAGUUCAUUGUACAUAAUGUAAAUUUGUAUUUAUUUCGUGUGGUUCCAUAACAACCAAGAUAUAGUACCUAAAAUAUUUCAUGUUAUACAAUAUCUAUGUGCAUUUUUGCACAACAUGUAUCAGAUUCUAGUUAUCAAAUACUUUUUCUGAAUUAUUCUGGACCAGAAUAAUAUAAAAACAAAAAGUAAAUAUAAUAAUUGAGACUAAGAAAUACUUAGUUAUUUGUGUGUAUCUACAUAACUGGUUACUUUUUCUUACUGUGUUUUUACCUUUUACACAAAGUAAGCAUAGUUGUCUGUGUAUUGUUGACUAGUUUUAUUCUUGAUCAUCGGAUUUUAGCAGCGGAUUUGGGAUUUUGGGGAGAAAAAAAAGGGAAGAGGGGGCAGAAACAUUUUCCCACCGUUUCACAUGUGAAAUACCAUCCUUCUUGAAAAAACACAAAUUUCAUAGAUAGCUAAAAUACCUGAUUGAAACACUAGGUGUUGGGCUUAUAUUUAAUAAUAGUUCAUGUCUAAAUAUACAAUUUUAGGGUCAGAAAAGGGAAAUAUCCCUCUUCAAUAGGGAUGGUUUGUAAGUUCAUCUCAAGAGGCAUAAUGUUAAAAUCAGUGAAAAUGAUAUAUUUUUCUUAAGGCUUCUUUAAAGUCAGUGAAAUAUCAUUAUCUUUCUGGGUUUGUACCAAUUUGUGGGACACACACGACUCUUCAUCUUUAGAUAUGUUAUCUAAACUUGUGCUUAUUACAAGUGUAAUCAUAUUCUCAUAACAUGUUAGUCUGUAGUGUUGUAAAACCUUUAUACAAUUCUAAGACAGUUAUCAAUGUAAUGUCAUUACAUUUGAAAAUAGAUUCCCAAAAAAAAAAAAGGUUUUUUGGGAAACUGAAACUAUAAUUUAUUAUUUUGAUCUUUACUGAUUGAUGUUCUACUGGAUUAAUUUUGGACUUACUGUUGACAAAGUUAUAUUCUGAGAUAAACAAUUAGCCACACAUACCGGGGGUAUGUAUUCUUUAACUGUCAAUAAUAACAUUUUCACUUUUUAUAUAUGAAGAGAAUCUAGAAGCACAAGAGUUGUGAUCAGAUUGAUUGCCAGCAAUUAAAUACUUGUAGACACUGCAAUAAUCGUCAUUUAAUUAUGAGUGCUAAUACCCAUCAUCAUGAAGGUGAUGUGCUUAAGUUAGGUAAUUAUCUUUGAAUCAGUGUUUGUAUAUUUAACCUCCCUGCUGGUAUUUCUACAGAAGUUAUAGGUUUGUACUUAAUCUAUGUGCCAGUCUGAAGGAUAUAUCUUCUGUAUUCUUUACCUUGCAAUUGCCAAAUUUUCCAUGUGAGUACCUCAGUUCUCUGUUCCACUACAACAAGAGUUGUGACCCAUUUUUAUUUUCACAACAAGUCAGAUAUAUUACUACCUGAUUGUUAACCCAUGAACACUCUUUAAAAUGACAAGAAACUUAUUUGUGUGCUAUCAAAUUACACACAGAUCUUUUUUAAUAUAUAUGUUAUAGGGGGAAUGGGAUGUGAGUGUAUAGAUGUGAAUAGUUUAGGGGGAGUUGGGGUCUGAGAGAGGCAUACAGAGAAUGAUUAGGUAUAUAGAUUAAGAGAGUUGCUUUUAAAUAUAACAACUUUUGACCUGGUGUACCUUAUGACUUCCUUGAUGCACCUUUCAGUUUCGAGUCCUGUUUCAAAAGUUUUUGGCUUGUUGAGGUGUCCAUUAUACAUGUGUAUAACACUGAAUGGCACUUUCAGGCAACCAUGAUUAACCAGAUCUAGACAAGAUCAUUGCAUGACCUAUGACCUUACUAAUUUCAAAACCCUUAACAAACCAUUUUACUAGUAGUACUACCAAUGUUAUUGCUAUUUCUUUGUUUUAAACAUUAAAUUUUAUCACCACAUCUGUAUUAGAUUCAUCCUAUUCUGUAGCAUGAUAGUGAAUGCAUUUGCCCUGUCAGUAUUGUAAUUGUGAUGGUUCUUUUCCCCUUAAAUACCAGUUUUGGGACGUAUUGAAAUGAAAAAGAAAAUUCAAAAUUUGGGUACUUGCAAAAUUUUAGUGUUUCAUUGAAGGAGAUUUUUUUACAAUUCAAAUUUCCAGCUUUUAAACUAUUGAUUUAUAGAAAAUCCUCGAAAAACCAAUUAAUAUAACACAAUAAUUGAAAAUGCUGGCUUUAAUCCAAACUAACUUUGAUUGAAUUUCGAUUUGACCAAAAAAAGGUAGGAGUCUCCUGUCAAAAUAGGAAGCAUUAGCAAGUAUGUCGAUAUAUUUGAAAUAAUUUUGAUAUGAAAUCUAUGAUCAUUAAUAAUAUGAGGGAAAGGAAAGAUUUACUAUAAAUGAUUUGCAGUAAAUAUAUACUAUAAAUUGUACAUACAGAUCCAGUCAGAGUUAAUUGGUCUCCUCAGGAUAAGGUGACCUGCACAUUUUAUUUAACUGGAUCUAGAUAUUAUUUGUCAUAUUUUUGCCAUUGUUAUUUUGCUUUUGUUUUGUUACAAGCAAGACCUAUGAUGUACUUAUUUAUUUGUACAUAAUAAAUGUCUUUCUAAACAAA
This is a messenger RNA of Ylistrum balloti, 6251 nucleotides long. RefSeq names its product leptin receptor overlapping transcript-like 1. The coding region runs from base 1 to 441 and encodes 146 amino acids. Gene Ontology annotation, cellular component: endosome. The record is from RefSeq and is a predicted model, not a curated record. Gene Ontology annotation, biological process: late endosome to vacuole transport via multivesicular body sorting pathway. NCBI's taxonomy places the organism in Eukaryota, Metazoa, Mollusca, Bivalvia, Pectinida, Pectinidae. The transcript is spliced from 4 exons.